UCGACGAGUGGCGAGUGGAACAAGGAGAGGGCGACGAGGACGAGCGUCGAGAGUCGAACGGAGACGGGGCGGCCGUGGUGGAGGGGAUGUUCUUGCGGAAAGGAACGAGGGGCUCGGGGAGUGGAGACGAGAACAGAUAGAGCGCGAGCGGGAGAGAGAGAGAGCGAGAGGUAUCGCCAGAUCCGCGCGCGGCAUGAACGUCCAGUGGCAUGUCUCAAACACUCGGCAUGUUCGAAAGCUGACGCGAGGUGGUAGUAUCGUCGGAAACGAGAAAAUCGUCCGUCGCGUAUUUAUCGCGAGAAACCUGGUGUACAUAAUAUUCCGCGCCAAGGCGCGGAUUAUUCCCGGCCUGUAUCGCGAAGGUGCGAUCCUCCUUGACCGUCUCGACGAGAUUGCGCGGGGCGAUCCACCGCUGGCGGUAUCGUCGUCCGCGUAACGCGAAAUUAAGCCGGAACGGGAGUUUGGAAAAGAAAAAGGAAAAAAAACAAACGGUAGAUUGUCCUCUCGCACGCGCCGAGAGAGGGCGUCGAGUUCCCACAUUCCUGCGUGCGAAAAACGUCAAGAUCCGCUGCUCGGCAUUAGCAUUACAGUCGCGGCUAAUGCAACGAGGAAAAGGGAACACGGUGAAACGUGCUCCGCCGCCGUACGAAGCCGGCGAUAGCGCGCGUCGCUUAAAACGGGUCGCGGGCCGUUCCGCCGCCACCGCCACCGCCACCGUCGCCGCCGCCGCCGCCGCCACGAGAGACACGACGUCGUCGCUGUAGCGUCCGGCACGGCACGCAGGGAGAUUGCACGGAACGGUGCGCGGCAACGUUCACGCGGGUCAAAUCGCGCGCGCGGUCGCGAGCGAUCGUCGAACGUCAAUUCGCGGACGAUUCCGACAGUGGGGUCGAGCUCCCGUCAGUUUGAAACUCGAGCGCGCCAAGUGUGUAUGUACGUCGUCGGCGAACAUCUCGAGGUGACACUCGGCGAGGGAGCGCGAUUCGCGGGGGGUGAAAGUUGUGCGAAUCGAGGACGCGACCGAGGAGGUUAAGCGACGAGAGUGCGCGACGAGAAUCUCGGGGUGUUUCGUUUUUCUCCUUAUCGUUCGUCCUCUCUGUGGUGAGAAUCUCGAAUCGAGAAGGAGCGAGUGUCGAAUGCGAGCGAGAUUACUCGAGUGUGCGCGAGUGCGAAAGGAAGAAGCGGCAAAGAGGAAGCGGGAAGAGGAAGGCCACUCGGGCCACCACCUUGGGAAGGUGGUGCGGCGAUGAUACGCCAAGUGCACCCGAUCGAUGCACCCGUGCGAACGCAACACGACGACACUGUCACCGUCGCUCGCCGCCCGCCGCCUCGGGCCGCCGCCGCUUCUCGACGGCCAGCUAUGUUAACGGUGGAAUUCCGCUCGAGAGGAAUCUGAAGGCGGGGACUCUGACGUCAUUUCGCUUAUGAUAAUGAGGUAUUCAUGAUGGCGGAGUAGCGAACGAGAAUCAGAGAAAGAGAGAGAGAGAGAGAGCGAAAGAGUUGGCGCACACACACAUAUACGCCCCUGGUCGCGUUACGCUCGGUGUGCGUGUGUCCGCGCGCGCGCGCGCGAAACGUUUCGUCUCCGUCUUCGUCGCUUCCCCGCCGCCUCUCUCGCUCGCUCCUUUCCCCCCUUCCACCUGUCCGCCAUCCGACCGGGCUCUUCUCUCUCGCGUUUCGCGUUUCUCCGUCUCUAUCCCUUUCGCGCCUUCCUCGCCUCCCUUCUCUCCCCUAUUCUCACGUUGGCCGAGCGAGCGAGGUGUAUAUGCGGCUCGAGAAGCGGGUGCCCGCGCGCACAGAUAUGCGCCCGUCGAUCGCACGGCGAUAGAGAGAGAGCUUUUGGAUGGAUUUAGAGCGCAGUGAAAUAUGCCAAGGAGACGGAAUGGGGAGAUACCGCUUCCGGAAGGAUGGGACGUCGCCCAGGACUUCGAUGGAAAGGUGUAUUUCAUCGAUCACAACACGCGAAAAACUACGUGGAUCGAUCCCCGGGAUAGGUUUACUAAACCCCAAACGUUCGCGGAUUGUAUCGGAAACGAACUUCCCCUCGGUUGGGAGGAGGCCUACGAUAAACACGUGGGUGCCUACUACAUCAAUCAUGUCAAUCAGACAACGCAAUUGGAAGAUCCAAGACAGGAAUGGCGGGCGAUACAGGAGGCCAUGCUUCGCGACUAUUUGCAGACCGCACAGGACGUACUCGAGGCGAAGAAGGAGAUCUAUGACGUAAAACAGCAAAGGCUCUGUCUGGCGCAGGAUGAGUACAAUCAUCUUAACAAUGCCCUGACUACCCUUGGCGCAUCGCGUACAAGUUUAUGUUCCAGCUCGAGUUCCUUGAGUACCAAAUACGACCCUGACCUGCUCAAGUCCGACGUGGCACUCGCCAGGAGCCGAGUUUCUCGAUUAAAACGAGAACUCGAGCAGAUUCGAGCGGAGAUGAACUGCACGCAACGAGGAGUGGAUACUCUCGCCAGUGUGGAGCAAAAAUUGAGCGGCCAUCAUGGAUGCUACAAUAUCAUGGAAGCACAAGCCAUCAUGACCGAACUCCGUAAUAUCCAAAAGUCCUUGAGUUCCGGAGAGAAAGAGAAGGCCGAACUGAUGCAGUCGCUGGCGCAACUCAAAGACGAAUUGACAAGGCUGCAAUUGUGUGAGGGUAGUCCGGAAGCUAGCACGCUCAGUUUGCCGCAAGAAAAACUUAGCACGGCUUCUCAGACUGAUCUCUCGGGUGAAUUGGUACCGAUCGGGACCCGAUUGGCCGAAAUGGCGCGCAUAAGAUUGCAAUACGAUGAGGCGAGAAAGCGAAUUCAACACAUUCAACAACAGUUGGCAGAUCUCGAAGAGAAGGUGACGCCGGGUCAAACCGAGAGCGAUAAGGAUAAGCUACUGCUAUUCCAGGAGAAGGAGCAGCUGCUGCGAGAACUGCGGAGUAUCACACCGCGCACGAGAACGCAACAGGAUAUGAAGAAAAUCCAAUGUGAGAUUCGUAGGCUCGAGCAGGAUCUUAAUACUGCUUUUGAACUAUCGAACAAAACCAUCACCGAUCGCGUACGGCUCCACGAGGAGAAGCAGUUGUUGUUGCAACAACUCAGGGACGCUCUGCGAUCGAUGGCAAUGCUAGAGAGCCAGCUAAAAACAUUGAGCGCUAGCACGUUAUCGGUGAGCAGCAGCUCUAGCCUCGGUAGUCUCAGCACGACUAGCAGCAAAGGUUCCCUCAGCUCCGGGCUUAGCUUCACGGACAUUUACGGCGGUCCACAGUGUCUGGGUUCUGUCGGCUCGCAACAAGAACGACCGGUCGACAUGGUGGAUCUGCACAGACGCGUCGAGAGAUUGUUGCGCGGAUCCGAACAAAACAAUCUCGUUGGCACGCCUUCGCCUGGUAGAUCUCAGCCCAGUCUCUCACCGAGAUCGAGUCUGUCGAGUGUAAGUCCGCCGGUGUCACCGUUAUACGAGAAUGCACCGAUGGGUCCACCGCCUACCUACGAACAAGUCGAAUUGCAGAGGAGGCAGCAUCAAAGAGUAGCGCCCGUGGCAAUGACAACGGCAGCAGUGACGGCUAGUGGCGGUGCAACCGCUGCGUCGCAUCUCGACGGGAAUCAACUGGAAGAUCGUUUGACAGAACUCAGAUUCAGUCAGCAGCAGGGAGUACCGCAACAGCAGGAGCAAUCGUGCUCUUCCAAUUCGCAGGAUCGCCUAAAGCUUGUGGUUGGUCCGCAUCCGCCCAUCGAAUUGCAGUCGUGCAACAUGUCGCAGGGCAGUGGUCUAGGCAGGCCUGGCGCGUGUAGUGUGCAGUUGCUACAGCUGCAGCAAGCGCCACCACCACCACCUCAAGAGCCGCCCCCGUUGUCGCCGAUCAGCGAGACACCGCCGCCGACUGGGAUUAGGUCAAGGGCCAGCAGUUCUGGCACCAAUACUAGAUCCGUUUCCGCUGCGGUUUCCGACGAGAGCGUCGCCGGCGACUCGGGUGUUUUCGAGGCUUCCAAUCGGAAAAGAUUGUCCGGGCUCAUCUCCGAUGUGGACCCAUUGGCUUCUGGCGAGAUGAGCUUGGAAACGGCGCAGGUGCAGAUCAAAUUGAGGUAUUCGGUGAGCGAUGGAUUGCUUCAUGUUGGCAUCGAACGCGCGAGAAAUCUAGCCGCGCUUUUCAUACCCAAUAAUGCACAAGUAUAUAUCAAAGUCGCUUUGUUACCGAUGCAACUGCCCCUCAGUCACAUGUGUUGCACAAAAUCCGUCAUAGAUUUGCGAAAACCGACCUUUGGAGAGACAUUUCCGAUCGCCGUACCGCUCAACAAAUUGUACACAAAGACUCUGCAAGUGACACUUUGGUGCACCGAGGCCGAAAAAUGCUUGGGUUCUGCACAAGUCUCGCUAGCAGACUUCAGUCCAGAAUCUCCUAGCGUGAAAUGGUACAAUAUACUCUCCUUCCGCUUCAUGCAACCGUCCGACACCAGUCCUAGUACUAGCACCAGUAAUAGCGCUUCUACGAGUGUCAUGAGGCAAACGAAACACGACAAACAGGAAUCAGACAUCUCAAUGUAUAGAAGCGCACAAAAUACAAAAGAAGAGAGUAGUGACGAAAGUACAAUAAUCAGUUCUCAGACAUCUACCUUGACGAGGAAUCAAGGCUGUGACGAGUUACAAACAGCCGUAACGCUGAGACUCGAAGAGCUCGCCAAUUGUUUGGGUAGUCCAGAAGAAGAAGAUGAAGACGGCGGUGGUAGCGAAAGCGGAAGUGAGGGCAGCGACGAAGAGGGUAUCGUUGUAGAAUUUAUAAUGGAGGACAAUAUUUUGGAGGAUGUUUUGGAGCACGAGGAAGAGGAAGAACUGAAUGAGGAAACGUUGAAGCAAACGCAAGAUAAGGAAACAAACACCGAAUGCGUAUUCAUUCCGGAGCAAGGCAAGCAAAGAAAACUCUCCGCGGCUGGCGUCGUGCCUGGCGCUAUUCACGACGACAAAAACUCCAUUGUAAUCAAGAGGAGCCAGACAUUUUCACCGAGCGCGGCCGUUAGCAAAAAUCAUUACAUCUGUCGACUUAAUCGUAGCGACAGCGAUAGCAGUAUGCCGCUUUAUCGCAGAGGCGGACCUUUCCAACGAAAUUCAGUGGAGAGACGUUCCCUACGGUGGCGUCGACCAUCCUCCGCUCUCAGUUACAAAACCACGAAGAAAUCGUCUUAUUUGCCGCCCACAAUGAGAACGUCAUUGGAUCUUGAAUUGGAUCUCCAGGCGCAGCACGCUAGACUGAAUAAUCUCCAAGAUGAGCUUAGUAGGUUACGGGAACUGAAGCAGCGAUUGGAACAAGCACGCGAGAAAGGUGAUACUGAUCUGGCAACGUGGCUAUUGGAAGAUCAAAAAUUCCAAAAUCUUAUGGUACAGGCCGAAAAUGGCAAAAAUGGUAAAAAUGCCGAAGAGAAGAAAGUGGAGAAGAUGAUGAAGAAAACAUCGAAAGAGAUUUAUAAAUUGAGGAAAACGAAAGCUGGGAAGGGAAAGCCCGACAUCAUCUCUUUCAAGGAAAAGAUGGCCUUUUUCACGCGAGUGAAUUUGAACGUUCCUAUUUUGCCACCCGAGGACCUCGGAAGCGAUAAUACAUGUCCUACGGCAUCGCACACGCAUAGAAGAUACGCGUCAGAGCCCGUUACCAGCGCUCACGGUAUUAUAAAUUCAACGAUGCGGCCAAACAGCAUUCCCAGCGCAAGCGUAACAUCCGCCGCGAGAAGUAGCAGCGGCGUCGCAGAUCGGAAUGCGAGCGGAAUUAUCAUCACGAACGUUAAUGAGGAUGAAAUCCCAGUGAUGAAAAAUACCGAUAAGCCUGUAAACGCUAAAGGUCGGCCAGCGACGGAAUCGAGCGCGCAAAAUUCAGAAAACGGCGAAAGCGAGGCUCCAUCUAAAUCCUCCGAGAAAAACGAAGGCAACGAGGAGCCGGCAAAGAGAUACGAAUACGUCGUUGACAGGGUUCUCGGUGUAGAGGUGUAAGAAAAACCGAAAAAAAUUGUGCGAAGAAUAUUUUAGGCUUCUACGCGAAUCGCAAUUUAAUCGCGUCACCGUAAAUCUGCCUUUUUCAAUUUCAAGCAGCAAGGAUAAGAAAAGAACAGAGUUGAAUCACGGAAAUCGUUGCUCCUUGAAUCCUAUUCUGAAUCUUAGGUGCCAUGUGCAGAUUGCAAGGACGCGCGCGUUGAAGGAAUAAAAGACAUAAAUGUCAUCGAAUGUGCUGCUGUAGCUGAUACGGUCAGUCGUAAUGGCUAUAUUCGCAACGCGUGUGCCAAUGCCGCUUACUAGAAACAGCCUUUCGAUAGAUAUGCGGUAGCGAGAUUUGCGCGCAAACGCGCAAGCGCGAUGUGUAUAUACGAAAACGUAAAUUAUUUAAACGGUACUCCAUACACGAUAGGUUAUUUAAUUGUUAAUUACGCGACUCCAUGUCCGAGUCCGUGUCGCGACCGCAAUAUAAUUGCGUAUUAUAUUAUUGUUCGUUUCCUUUGUGCGUCGACCCAAUACAUGACCCACCGAGCAGCUGGUCUGCGACUCAAAAGUUUAACAAGAAAAGGCUGCAUCUAGAUUGGCUGGUGAAUUUUGUUCCGAUCUCGGUAAUGCCGUUUUCAACAAUAGCAUUCAGUUUCCUGACUUCAAAAGAGCUCUUCAUCCAGUGGAAAUGUAUCCAAGUAUCCUUUACACACUUAUCGAUUUUAAAGACACGAAUCGAUAAAUAACGUGCCUUAUCAUCGAAUUCGUCGCGCGGGAAAUACUGUGACGAUUCUGAUAUAAAUUAUCGUGGUACAAUUAAUUAACGGUAAUUCCUCAUAUAAGAAGAAAAAAUAAGUAAAAAUAAAUGUAAAAUAUAAUUUCUUUUU
This is a messenger RNA of Camponotus floridanus (Florida carpenter ant), 6830 nucleotides long. It is a transcript of the gene kibra, whose product is annotated as protein kibra. Gene Ontology annotation, molecular function: kinase binding; molecular adaptor activity. Bases 1867 to 5958 code for a protein of 1363 amino acids. Gene Ontology annotation, cellular component: cytoplasm. The record is from RefSeq and is a predicted model, not a curated record. Gene Ontology annotation, biological process: cell migration; regulation of hippo signaling; regulation of DNA-templated transcription. NCBI's taxonomy places the organism in Eukaryota, Metazoa, Arthropoda, Insecta, Hymenoptera, Formicidae. The transcript is spliced from 12 exons.